Molecule: messenger RNA, 597 nt
Organism: Neopelma chrysocephalum (saffron-crested tyrant-manakin)
Lineage: Eukaryota; Metazoa; Chordata; Aves; Passeriformes; Pipridae
Product: nitric oxide synthase, endothelial-like
Exons: 3
Biological process (GO): nitric oxide biosynthetic process
Molecular function (GO): nitric-oxide synthase activity
Source: RefSeq, a predicted model, not a curated record
CCCUGGCUGGGUACUGGGAUACUGGGGUGCAGGUGGGGUGGAGAUUGGGGACCCACGGUGGGGCCAGCGUGGGGCAGAUGUGGGUCCGUGAGGGUCUGGCUGCAGCCCCCCCGUGCCCCCCCCAGGCUGGAGUGGUUCUCGGAGCUGGGGCUGCGCUGGCACGCGCUGCCAGCCGUGGCCAACCUGCUGCUGGAGAUCGGGGGGCUCGAGUUCCCCGCGGCCCCGUUCAACGGCUGGUAUAUGGGCACCGAGAUCGGCUCCCGCAACCUCUGCGACCGCCACCGCUACAACAUCCUGCCCGAGGUGGCCCAGCGCAUGGGGCUGGACACGGGGACCAGCUCCUCCCUCUGGAAGGACCGGGCGGCCGUGGAGGUGAACGUGGCCGUGCUGCACAGCUUCCAGGUGGCCCAGGUGACCAUCGUGGACCACCACGCGGCCACCGAGUCGUUCGUGAAGCACCUGGCGGCGGAGGGGCGGGCGCGGGGGGGGUGUCCCGCGGACUGGGCCUGGAUCGUGCCCCCCCUCUCGGGCAGCCUCACCCCCGUCUUCCACCAGGAGAUGGUCAACUACCAGCUGCGGCCCACCUUCCGCUACCAG